Pleurotus ostreatus (oyster mushroom) is the source of this 2040-nucleotide messenger RNA. RefSeq lists its product as uncharacterized. The record is from RefSeq and is a predicted model, not a curated record. Lineage: Eukaryota; Fungi; Basidiomycota; Agaricomycetes; Agaricales; Pleurotaceae. Bases 1 to 2040 code for a protein of 679 amino acids. The transcript has 2 exons.
AUGUCCUCGACGUCCUACUCCCGUCCAAGCUCGGCAGCGCCUCCAUCGCCUACGAACACGAGGCCCAGAAGCCCAUAUACCCCGCUGCACCCUAGACCGCGAGGUGCAAGUCGAUCAAAUACCCCAAUAAUUGCACGAGAUCGUGGUCCUUAUGGCCCUGUCCCAGACGAUGGUUCUCAAGCCAUUUACGAAAUGCUUUCCAAUAGACAUCGCCGCGAGGACGUCUCAUCAGAUGCAGCCAUAGCCCGAGUAGUAGCGGAAGACGAGAUCAUGGACUGGUCUUCUAGAAACUCCCCGAGACCCCCUUCUCAAGCUUCAGUACGGGCGUCGAAUGGUAUUGGGUUGGGAUAUCCAGGACGAGCGAACACGCCAGGCCAGAUUUCCCGACAGCGGAGCGAUUCUGCGCCUCAGAAGUAUCAGAUAUGGAGACCGCCAAGUGCCGCUGAUGUGCGUACUGUUCCGCGAGCUCCUAGUCGAUCUUCCAUGUCGGCUGCUCCUCCUCCAUCAUCGUCUGUACCCCGGCAUCCCGAUCAACCUCACUAUGGUUCACCUUUGCGGUAUCCAUCUGAGGAGGCAAGGCCGCCACCGAAUGGUUCAUAUCAUGGGGAACGACCGACGAGUCCAGUGGUCAUACCGCAUCGUACAUCAUCCCGACUUUCGGGUAGUAGACCUAUCAACAUGCCUGGAUCUACCGCUACGACCUAUCCACCUUCUCGACCAAAUAGCACGGCACCUCGAUAUGAACGACGGCCAAUCACGCCAGCUGUCAACGGGCAUCAUACACACGAUGCCAAUGGUGGUAGUUCGAGAGCGGGGACGCCAGCCAUGGAUAUGGUUGGGCGUCCUGUCAGUAGAGCCUCUGCUGCCGCUGCUAACGCCGCCAACCUUCGGUACGCCCCAGAUGAAGUUGUUGCUCGGCGGUUGGCUAGAGCGUGGAAUGUAGAGUCUUUGCAGCCCGAUAUCAUCAGCGAGGCCGUUGUUCAGAGCGAGAUCCAGUACAGGUCUGUAUCCAGCCCUUACCCACCGUCGGGACUGUCGAUGAGUCGCCCUCGCAAUAUUCCUGAAGAUAUCCCUUUGGUUGAUGAUCGGGAAAUGCCUCAUGGGCACCCUCCUCAUCGAACUGCCCUGCUACCUAUUCCUCCCUCUCCGCAGCCGUCAGGUGGAGGUAGUCGCGAUCGUAGCAGAACUCGAACUUCCACCCCGUCUGUAAACGGAUCAUCCGCGUCUGCGAGUAUAAACCAUCGACCACGAUAUCCCCUUAUUGAAGACGAUAUCGAUCUGUCCCGGCCUGACGUUGUCCUCCACCAUUUUCGUGAGCUCUUCAUCGGCCCUCGCUCAUGUCCCAGAUGCGGGGCGGACAUCACGUCUGAGCACCAGAGCGGCCGCGCAAUCGCCGUUUUCGAAACGCUAGUAAGCUUCGAUGAUGGCUACCGCGAGCAUGCACGUAUCAUGGGAUCAGGUGGCCGAGCAGCGAGACAAGAGUUCAACGACCUUGUGGCUUCGCGAACCGUAUCAUCAACCGCCGAGUGGGAGAAGAUGAUCGUUGGGGCGAUGAAGACCCUUGAAGUUUUCUUGCGGAAUCCAGAUGAAGAGGACGAGAAUUACAAGCCCCACCCUUCUAUGAAGCAUCUCUUUCUCAUGUCAGGUCUUCCCGAAGUGAUGGAGAGUUUACUGGGCAAUCGAAACGUCAGCGAUUGGGUCGCCCAUAGUGACGUCUAUUGCGCGAUGCUAUCAACGCUCAAAUGCAUGUCCAACUCAGGCCUGUCGGACUUGCUAAAAGAUCCCCUCCCCGUCAUUAACCAGAGCGACGGAAUCGGGAGCUGGAUGCGGGGGCAUGGGAAGAUAACCUGGGAGUCAAGCAGCGGGAAGGACAGUAUCGCUCGUUCCCCUCCCGUAUACGAGGCAGUUAAGGGACUGGAGAGGCAUAGACGGCCUUUAUUGGAGCUUGCAUCGAGGAUCAAGUUUCCAGCGACGGUCAAGAAAAUACAAGCACUUUGCGAUGGAAUCCUGUAUCUUCUACUCCAGCAAAUGAUGGUUUAA